This is a messenger RNA of Lactuca virosa, 1909 nucleotides long. NCBI's taxonomy places the organism in Eukaryota, Viridiplantae, Streptophyta, Magnoliopsida, Asterales, Asteraceae. The record is from the annotation of a GenBank genome assembly.
GGCAUACACAUUGAAGAGCAUACGGCAUAUAAACCAUUCCAUUCCUAAACAAAAGCUAAAUAUUCCGAUUAAUCUUCAUAUAAAAUCACCACCAACACAACCCAUUUCAAUCGCAUUCUCCCACAGCCGCCGCCUAAUUUUUUCUUCAUUGAUUCCAUUCUGAUUCUUCAAAGUUUUCUGAGUUUUCGUCUCAAUCGAUCGGAAAGAAUAUGGAUCAAAUGGCGACUGAUCAGAGCCUGCAACUAGUAGGUACGAAGAGGCCGAAAACGAAGAUUGUUUGUACUUUGGGACCUGCAUCUCGAUCGGUUCCAAUGGUUGAGAAGUUGUUGAAGGCAGGGAUGAACGUUGCUCGCUUCAAUUUCUCUCAUGGAUCGUUUGAAUAUCAUCAGGAAACUCUCGAUAAUCUCCGACAAGCCAUGGAUAACACCGGGAUCCUCUGCGCCGUCAUGCUCGACACCAAAGGUCCAGAGAUUCGAACAGGGUUUCUGAAAGAUGGGAAGCCAAUACAACUAAAACAAGGUCAAGAAAUCACGAUUUCCACUGAUUACACCAUUAAAGGAGAUGAGAACACGAUUUGCAUGAGCUACAAGAAGCUAGCACACGAUGUGAAGCCACAGAGUGUGAUACUCUGUGCAGAUGGAACCAUUUCGUUUACUGUUCUUUCUUGUGACAUUGAGAAUGGGUUAGUUCGUUGUCGAUGUGAGAACACUGCUGUUCUUGGUGAAAGAAAGAAUGUUAAUCUUCCUGGAGUGAUUGUUGAUCUUCCUACUUUGACUGAGAAAGAUAAAGAAGAUAUAAUGAAAUGGGGUGUUCCUAAUAAGAUCGAUAUGAUUGCUCUUUCUUUUGUUAGAAAAGGCUCGGAUCUUGUUGAAGUUCGCAAGUUGCUUGGAGAACAUGCCAAAAACAUCCUUCUCAUGUCAAAGGUGGAGAACCAAGAAGGUGUAGCCAACUUCGACGACAUCCUUCUCAAUUCCGAUGCAUUCAUGGUAGCACGUGGCGACCUCGGAAUGGAAAUCCCAAUCGAAAAAAUCUUCUUAGCACAAAAAGUGAUGAUCUACAAAUCCAACCUCCAAGGAAAACCCGUAGUCACCGCCACCCAAAUGCUCGAAUCCAUGAUCAAAUCCCCCCGCCCCACUCGCGCCGAAGCCACCGACGUCGCCAACGCUGUCCUCGACGGCACUGACUGUGUCAUGCUCUCCGGAGAAACCGCCGCCGGCGCCUACCCAGAACUCGCCGUCCAAACCAUGGCCAAAAUAUGCAUCGAAGCCGAAAACACCAUCAACUACAAAGACCUUUUCAAAAGAAUCGCCGCCAACGUCCCCAUCCCAAUGAGUCCACUCGAAUCCCUCGCCUCCUCCGCUGUCCGCACCGCCAUCGCGUCCAAAGCGACCCUCAUUUUGGUGCUCACGCGAGGCGGCACCACCGCGAAGCUGGUGGCUAAGUACCGCCCAGGGAUCCCGAUUCUGUCGGUGGUGGUCCCGGAGAUUCAAACGGAUUCUUUUGAUUGGUCGUGUAGCGAUGAGUCGCCCGCGAGACAUAGUUUGAUUUUUAGGGGGUUGAUUCCGGUUUUGAUUGCGGGGUCCGCUAGGGCUUCGCAUGAUGAGUCCACUGAAGAGGCGAUUGAGUUUGCUUUGAAACAUGCCAAGGAGAAAGGGUUGUGUCAAGAUGGAGAUGCGGUUGUUGCGUUGCAUCGUGUGGGGACUGCUUCUAUUAUCAAGAUUGUGACAGUGAAGUAAGGAAUUGGAAUAUUGGAUUGGAUUGUGGCCAUUUUUGCCUGUUUGUGGGUUACUACUAUUAAUAGUCGAUGGGUUUUGUAUCGACAAACUGGAUUAUUGCAUUUAUGUUUGAUUUGAGAAACUUAUACGUAAACGCUUAAUGCGCUUUCCGGCAUUUUAGUCGCAAUUUUGCU